GCCGCCGACCGGAAGUCCACGGUCUGAAUGGGUCUUGUACCCGGCCACGGCCGCUCCUCCCGGUGGACUUGACAGCGGGCGACUCUGGAUCUCUGAUCUCGUCGGCUGCCAGGUUCAUGUGGAGGCUCCCGGGCCGCAGCGCGCUUCGUGGGGUCCGGUCGGUGGUGGAGCGGCGCAGCCGGGCCGAGGCAGGGACUCACGAGGCGGUGCGCGCCAUGGAGCGCGCGGUGGUGCGCUGUGUGCCCUCGGAGCCCAAGCUCAGCCUGUCUUUCGCGUUGGCCGACGGCAGCCACAAAAACAUGCAGAGGGACCAGAGCGAGCCUCUGGGCCGGGCCCUCAGCCGGAUCGCUACCAACGCCCUCAAGGGACACGCAAAGGUAGCGGCCGCCAAGAAGAGCAGGAAGAACCGAGCCCACUCGAGCGGUGGCGCGGCCUGUGAGGCUACAGGGCCUGAGCCGGUUGCGACCUGCGAGCCGGUGGUGAAGCUGUACUACCGGGAGGAGGCGGUGGCCGAGGAUGUGCUCAAUGUGGACGCCUGGCAGGACGGAGCGGUGCUGCAGAUCGGCGACGUCAAGUACAAGGUGGAGCGCAACCCGCCCACCUUCACGGAGCUGCAGUUGCCGCGCUACAUCAUGGCUGGCUUCCCUGUGUGCCCCAAACUCGGCGUGGAAUUUGGGGAUCCCGCCAGCUCCGUGUUCCGCUGGUACAAGGAAGUCAAACCCGGGGCGGCAGAACCUGGGGACAGCGGCCCCGCGUCCUCGUCUCACUCUUCGCAGCCUUCAGCUUGGAUCGAGACCGGUGUGGACGAGCGCGUCUACACCCCGUGCAAUGCAGACAUCGGGCUCCGGCUCCGGCUUCACUGUACACCGGGCAAUGGGCAGCGCUUCGGGCCAAGCCGGGAGCUAGAAAGCCUGUGCCCGGUGGAGGCCGGGCCUGGCACCUGCACUUUUGACCAUCGACAUCUGUACACCAAGAAGGUGACGGAGGACUCUUUCAUCCGCACUGUCUCCUACAACAUCCUGGCAGACACGUACGCCCAGACUGAGUUCUCUCGGACGGUCUUGUACCCGUACUGUGCCCCCUACGCCCUGGAGCUUGACUACCGCCAGAAUCUCAUACAGAAGGAGCUCACAGGCUACAACGCAGACCUCAUCUGUUUGCAGGAGGUGGACCGCGCGGUGUUCUCCGACAGCUUGGUACCGGCCCUGGAGGCCUUCGGGCUGGAGGGCGUGUUCCGAAUCAAGCAGCACGAAGGCCUGGCCACUUUCUACCGGAAGUCCAAGUUCAGGCUCCUUAGUCAACAUGACAUCUCUUUUCAAGAAGCCCUCAAGUCGGACCCACUGCACAAAGAAUUACUAGAGAAGCUGGCUUUGAACCCAUUAGCACAGGAGAAGGUCCUCCAGAGGUCAUCUGUCCUUCAGAUUUCAGUUCUUCAGUCUACAACAGACUCUUCCAAAAAGAUAUGUGUUGCUAAUACCCAUCUCUACUGGCACCCAAAAGGUGGAUACAUUCGUCUCAUUCAAAUGGAAGUAGCCUUGGUUCAUAUUAGACAUGUCUCACGUGAUCUCUAUCCUGGCAUACCAGUUAUAUUUUGUGGAGACUUUAAUAGUACACCAUCAACAGGCAUGUAUCAUUUUGUCAUCAGUGGCAGCAUUGCAGAGGAUCAUGAAGACUGGGCUUCCAAUGGGGAAGAGGAGAGAUGCAGCAUGCCUCUCUCACACUGUUUCAAACUGAAGAGUGCUUGUGGUGAACCUGCCUACACAAAUUAUGUCGGUGGCUUUCACGGAUGUCUAGAUUACAUUUUCAUUGACUUAAAUACUUUAGAGGUUGAACAGGUGAUUCCAUUACCUAGUCAUGAAGAAGUUACCACCCACCAGGCCUUACCUAGUGUUUCUCAUCCUUCUGAUCACAUAGCACUUGUAUGUGACUUAAAAUGGAAAUAGAUUUUACUUCACUAACUCUGAAAGGAAGCUAGGAACUGUCCAAAAAAAUGUAAUAUGAAACAAAGCCCAUAUAUCAACCUUCAGUGAGGCAACACCAGACUCAAUGGUCAUUCCCUACUGGUUAUGUUCCAGACGGCUUUGUUACAGAACUAAUUCAUCUUUGCAUCAUAUAAUAUCGUUAUCCUCCUUUUUAAAAUUCCCUACAUUUAGAGGAAAACAUAUUUAUGACUAGCAAGAAGAAAAUUGAAUUAUUGUGUACAUUUUAUAAGUUUUUUUAAGCUGGUAAUUACGACUUUUAAGUACUAUUUGAAUAAUCUCAAUUUUUCUUUCACAGCACAUUUUACAUUGAAUUAUGUUAAUAUAAUUGGGGAAGGAGGGGACAUGUAGGUAAAACGUGAGAGACUUCAGAGACACAUGGAAUACAUUAGUCUGUCACUACCUCAAUUUGGUUAGAAUUUAUUAUAAUUUUGGAGCUUUAACAAAAGAUUAAAAUGUACCAUUACCAAUUCUUAUAGCUUCUUCGUUUUUCAGUUAGCAAGGUAUUUUCCUUCCUGCGUUGUUUUCAGUGUACAAACGACGGUUCAAACGCGUCUACUUUGUCUUCUUACUUGCACUUGAGCUCAUUUUAAUAGUAGGAUACAAGCACAAAAGAGUAUUCAAAGGGACGGGGACUUGACUUGAUCCCUUGCCUUUGCUCUUACUCAUAAAAUAUAAGCACACAGGGAAAAGGGGAAGCAGGCAUGGUGCUUUAUAGCUGUAAUCCUAGUGCUCAGGUACGUGAGGCAGGACUGCGUCGAGGUCAGUUCUGGUCUGGGUUACACAGUUCAAGGCCAGCUUGGGCUACAUACAUAGGAAAAAAGGGGACAAUGGGUUUUUGUCAAUAUCUGAAAUAAACUUUUUAUAGAUGUAAGCAUUAUAGCUUGAGGAACAGAAUAGUGCCACAUAAUUUAUAUAAAAAAUUUGAAGAUGAAGCCAACAUUUGAAGAUGAGAAAUUCCAAGCUGUGUUGAUUAGUAUCUAGUUUAGAUGCUUUUACUGCAUUUGUUCUCACCAUGUCUGCUUGGUGAUGCUUUAGCGGUUGCUUUGUCAUGUCCAGGUUUAACUGUAGCAUAAGCAUAGCUUUCUGCACUUAAUUUCUAGCAUAGAUAAUAAAGGCCUCUUACCUCAAAAAGAGGUCUUAUUUUCCAAGUCUUCAAAUUAUUUAAUCUGUAAAUCCAUUUUUUCCCCAUAUUCUCUAAUGUGAUCUGUGUUUUCCAUAUUCUGUUAUCAGAUACUCUUAGGUUAGUAAGUCUGAAAAAUAUAAGCAUUUCAUUUGCACUUCACAUUGAACCUUUAUUCAUAUUAUUUAAAGGGAAAUAUAAAAUGACAGUUUCUUGGGAUGCUUAAAAUAAAAAAGCUGAUGAAAAGUUGAUGUUACCAAAUUGUGCCUUCAUAAAUAUGGUAGUUUCUCUUCCCACGGGUCAAAUUCAGGGCACUCAGUUAUAUUCCCAGCCGUGUACAUGCCACUUUUGAGAGCAUUUUAGUGGCAGUUUAUAUAGUCAGAACUAGUUCUUUUACAAAAUAUUAUUUCAGUAUUAUUUUAUUUCUGUGUUGCUGGGGAUUGAACCCAGAAUCCUGAGCAUGCUAGCCAUGUUUAGUACUCCAAGCUACAUCAGAGCUACAACCCUUUUCAAAAUUAGUUUUGUUUUGCCUUCAGAUAACCAUGUUGACAAACUUACUUGAACACUUCAGGAAUUAACAGUAAUUUACUCAGCAAGAAGUGAGCAUUUUGAAAGAAAAAUGUUUGUAAUUCAUACCCAUGCAUUGACAUCCUGUAUUAACUCCGUGGCGAAGUAGAACUGUGAUUUACCAAGCAUCCCAUGUCCUAAAUCCUUAAAUUUGAUAUUUGUGGAUUAAAUGGUAUAGUCAGAUUAUAUACAGGUAUUUCAGGAUAUUCUGAUAAUGAAGUGUAAAGAACUGACUCCAGCUUACAAUGUGCAAAGGUAGGGAGCACUCCACAAAUUCUAUGAAGAUUAUACCAAACUUAUUUGUACUUAGGACAAGGUGUUAAUCGUUAAUCAGAAGUGUUUAAAGUUAUCUUCGUGAUUGAAUUUUUCUAUUAGUUUUGAAAUUUUUAGUAUUUAAUUUUAAUGAUUCUGAGAACUCUAGCAACGUUGUGGCAAACCACAUUUAUGUCACAAGUUCUUAGUAAAGGAAAUGUGAAUAUUUUAAAGUAUGUUAUUCUGCUAAAAUCACUCUUAAAGUUGUCCCAGUAACACUAACAGUUUGCAAUUCAUUAGCAAAAAUAUCAUUUCUGGCUACAGUAUCUUUUCUUUAAAGUUCUAAAAUGUAAAAUCUCUAUAUUGUAAGGGAAGAUAAAAUUUGUAGUUUUCAUCAUAAAACUCAGUAGGGAAGUCUUCUAAAAUACAGCCAACACCAAUUUUCUAAACACUAUUUAAAAAUGUGUUUGAAAACCUUUUGCUCAGCCUACUUGCAAGAAGUAUUAUCUUGGUUUCAUUUGUAGAGAGGAUAAGAGCUUUCACUUAUAAAGUGAGUUCUAUGGUCCUAAUUUCUAAGAAAUAUGCCAUUUCUAAUAAGUGGUGAUGAGUUAUUACCUGGGUGAAUUUUUAGCAUUACAAUAUAACAAUAUUGCAUUCUGGUUACAAUACCAAAGCACUGAGGUAAAACUAAUCAUUUAAAUACAUAAAACCUACUUGUAUUUAAUACAUUCACUGUUGUGUAGCCGACUCUAAGGCAUUUUCAUCACUUCACAAGGGAAGCCUAAAGUAUAUCCUCAUUCUCUACCAGUAGACACAUCAUCUGCCAGUUCUGAUAUCUGUCCGAUUUGACUGGUGUUUUUCAAGCUUAUCUGUGUAACAGUAUGUACCAAUACUUCAUCUCUUUUACACAUUUCCUACUGCAUGGAUAAUACAUCUUGCUUAUGUGAGCAUUUGGAUUGGUUAGUUUCCUGUUGUGACUAGUAUGUGGAGAUCUAUGCUCAAGUUUUUGAUGGAACAUCCUCUUUUUAAUUUGUUAGUACUAGGGAAUCAAACCCUGGGCUGGUGUAUGGACUGCUCUGAGCUGCACACCCAGUCCAAACAUCUGUUUUCAGUUCUUCUAGAGAAUAUAACUUAGUGAAGUGCUGUAGCUUUCUGCAGCAAUGCCAUCCUUUCCCACAGUGGCUACACUACCCUAAACCUCCCUCACUGCCAUAUACAGGUUCAGGUUCCCUCCAUCCUCACAAAUUAUAUCCAUUUUUUAAACAGCCAUCCUGUUCACACUUCAGUGACACGCUUUGAACUUUGGAAUUGCAGUUGUUGCAGUCACAAGCAAGCUUAUCUUAAACAGCUUAGCAAACCUCUUCCCAGAGCCACUUUCAGCAGCUGCUGCUUAGUUUUAUGAUUUCUGCGUCAAGUAGGAAAGGUUUUAUUGCUUCCUUUAAAGAAAACUGAAUAUCAAAGUUAAAAAUACAACCGUGACUAUAAAGAAUUUUGGUAAAGGCCUAAGACCUGCACAGCAAAAGGCCAUAUUUCACCCUUCAGCAACUGCAGAGAACUUACUUUUAAAUUGGUCCACUUUAAAAUCUAAAAGGUACAGAUUAGCAGAUGGCAAGAAUGUCUAAGUUUUGAGAAAACUAGAUGGAUAUAAUUGAGUAUAAUUUAUAAUAUAAAUUAUGUAUAAUCAUUGAAAGUUCAAGCUAUUCUAGAUUUUUUAAAAAAAAUCUCUAAAUUCAAGUUAAUGUAAACUUUAAGCCAAUAAACUUAAGCUGGCAUUUACCCUGUUAAAUAAGAGGUAGGGAAAAUAUUACUUGACCACUUAAGGUAGUGUCUUAAUAAUACAGAUGCUAAAAUUUAAUUUACAUAGAAGCUAAUUUUAAACAUUAAGCUCAUCAGUUGAACUGGUUGAUACCAUCCACUAUAGAACUAUUAAUAAGUUUUAAUUAAAACAUUAAACCUGAGCCUGAAAAGACCACUUGUUCUUCCAAAGGACCCGGAGUUCAUUUCCCAAGACCCACAUGAUGGCUCACAACCUUUUGUAACUCCAGGGCCAGGGAGCCCACAGCCUUAACUGGCAUCUCUGGACUCCAGGCAUGCAGGCAAAACACACCCAUACCUGUAAACUUAAAAAUCACCAAGAAGAAAAUAAACAAAAACUAGAUAAAACAACCGUUGAAGCAGUCGGUUCAACUUUUCAGCUUCCAAUCUGAUUAUUCUGAUGGGAAUCUCUUGUUGAUUUGUCAAAACCCAAGCUCUGCAAUGUUUUGUGGGUUUUUCCUGAGGGUUUCUCUAUGUAGACAAGGCUAGCCUCGAACUGGAGAUUUGCCUCCUAAGUGUGAGGAUUAAGGGUGUGUACUACCACCACUUGGCUCUGUAAUACUUAUUUUUUUAAAUUGUUCAUUUUUAAACUCAUUGGAAGUUGGGUAUGAUGGUGCAUGCCUUUGGUCUCGAAGGCAGAGAGGCAGGUAGAUCUCUGAGUUCAAGACCAGCCUGGUCAGAAUUACAGGAUGACCAGGCCUGUUACCAUGUUUUGAAAAACAAAAACAAUUUCUUUCGGACACUAAAAAACUAUCUCCAUCAUAUAUCCAUUUUGUGGUGAAUUUAAGCCUAUUUCAUCUGGCAAUUCUCUCUCAUACCCUGGAGAGCUACCAUUGCACGUUUCCUUAGGAUACUGAAAUAGCUGUAGGUUGCAUUUUUGCUAGUUUGUAUGUGCAUCCUACAACUAUUGGGAUUGAUUCUGUAGGGAAUUUGACAGUUUAGUUGACUUUCUUAUAUUGAAAAGGCACUUUAAAGAGAAUUUAUCGCCGGGCGGUGGUGGCACAUGCCUUUAAUCCCAGCACUUGGGAGGCAGAGGCAAGCGGAUUUCUGAGUUCAAGGCCAGCCUGGUCUACAGAGUGAGUUCCAGGACAGCCAGGGCUACACAGAGAAACCCUGUCUCAAAAAACAAAGAAAAAAAAAAGAAUUUAUCAUACAUAAAGCAUUAUUGCUAACCAUACAUCCAGACAAAGUGACAUGGAAAACACUCUAUUUUGACAGCUGUUAAAGGUGGCACAUAGCAGGAAUCCUAGCACUUGGGAGGUGGAAACAGAUGAAUCCACUCAGUGUCAUCCGCAGCUGUUCAGUAAGUUGGAGGCCAGCCUGAAUUAUGAGACUGACAGUUAAAAUAAAACUGGGUUAAUGGUAGUAUUACAGAUUAUCUAAAACAAGUUACAUAACCCUUUCAUAUUUCCCACCAUCCUAGUCUUUCCCUAUUCUUAAACUGGUGGUGGUAACUUUAAGAGGUUUUGGUAUUUGAAUGUCAGAGAAAUCCUACUUAAAGAUAGUUACUCGGUUUGCUCGGGCAACCCCCUUACCUGUCUCCAUGAAAUGUCUAUUUUGGACUUUCAUAAAUAAGUACUUCAAAAACCAUGUAUUUUGUGACUGGCUUCUUUUCACUUAGACUGUUUAGGUAUUUCCAUGUUGUAGCAUCAGUACUGGGAUUUUUAAUGAUGAAUAUUCCAUUGUUAGGCUGUACUAAAUUUCAUCAAUCUACUUGUAGGUUAAUGGACAUUCAUACUGCUUCCACAAAUAAUUUUUCUGUCUUUGUGUACAA
Messenger RNA from Mus musculus (house mouse), 7510 nucleotides. RefSeq names its product phosphodiesterase 12 (gene Pde12). Gene Ontology annotation, biological process: nuclear-transcribed mRNA catabolic process, deadenylation-dependent decay; antiviral innate immune response; mitochondrial mRNA catabolic process. NCBI's taxonomy places the organism in Eukaryota, Metazoa, Chordata, Mammalia, Rodentia, Muridae. The record is from RefSeq and is marked validated. The transcript is spliced from 3 exons. The coding region runs from base 117 to 1943 and encodes 608 amino acids. Gene Ontology annotation, molecular function: poly(A)-specific ribonuclease activity; catalytic activity; 3'-5'-RNA exonuclease activity. Gene Ontology annotation, cellular component: mitochondrial matrix.